Molecule: messenger RNA, 150 nt
Organism: Fulvia fulva
Lineage: Eukaryota; Fungi; Ascomycota; Dothideomycetes; Mycosphaerellales; Mycosphaerellaceae
Exons: 2
Coding region: 1-150 (49 amino acids)
Source: RefSeq, a predicted model, not a curated record
AUGGCAACAACUGGAUCACUCUCGUAUCAUCCCCUGAGCUCGACGCAAGAAAUCAUCACUCCCGCCAAGCAGCUUCAGCAGGGCUUUGAGGUUGUCUCUCCACCAGUAUCAUGGACCUUACUCCAAGUCCCAGAGCCUACUAGCAUCUAA